This is a messenger RNA of Petromyzon marinus (sea lamprey), 3869 nucleotides long. The record is from RefSeq and is a predicted model, not a curated record. Lineage: Eukaryota; Metazoa; Chordata; Hyperoartia; Petromyzontiformes; Petromyzontidae.
GUUCCUAACAAGGCCACGGACCGGUGACGCGCACGCGCGCGCACACACACACGUGCGUGGUGCCAGUGGGGACGUAGCCGACCACCGCCACCUCCUCCUCCUCCCCCUCCUCCUCCCAGAGCGAGUGCCAUGGGGAAGGAGCCGAGGAGAGACAACGGGAAGCCGACGAGCAGCAGCAAUGACGGCGGUGGCGACGAUGAGGGGAGAGUCUUCGUGCCGAGCAAACCCAACAAGCCCAAGGCGCACCGCCGUAGGCCCAAGUGGACGCCGCGCAAGAUCCUCACCGUGGUGGCGGUGGUCUCCCUCAUCCUGCUGGUGGUGACUGGCAUCAUCGCGGCCAUCUGGUACUUCGGCUUCUAUGUGCAGGAGGUGCAGGAUAAGGCGACCACGGAUUACCGUGGCUCGCUUGAUGAGAAGGUUGCCCGCGUCUACACGGGCUCCGUGCACGUCAAGGACAUGGAAUUUUCGUCCGACCUGGAGGACAUGAACUCUCCCGCAGCGCAGAGACUGGCUGCCACGGUCAGCGAUGAGGUCAAGGAGGCGUUCACCAAGUCAACCGUCCUCGCCUCCUACUACAACACAUCCCAGGUCGUGGGCUUCAGCGAGGGCAGCGUCAAGGCCUACUACCUCAUCCGCUUCACCAUCCCGGAGAAGGAGGAGGCGGUGCUGAGCUCCGUGGUGUCGGAGGAGGUGGUGAAGGGGGUGCUGAGGCAGCGGCUCGGCUUGUCACGCAUGCAGCCCGGGCAGGGGCAGAUCGACGUCGCCUCGCUCACCGUCUUCCCCGCCAACCCCAUCAACGUCGUCCCCUUCAACUCGCCGUGCUCCUUCCAGCUGCACGCCGUGGGGUCUACGGAGCGCUUCUUCCGCAGCCCCAACUUCGAGAACGGGGAGUACCCCGCCAACUCGCGCUGCCAGUGGCUGCUCCGCGCCGACGCCGGCAAGGUGCUGCAGCUCACCUUCGUCUCCUUCAUGGUGGAGGACGACUGCCGGUUCGACGCCGUCACCGUCUACGACUUCCUGAGCCCCGCCGAGAACCGCACGUUGCUGCGGAAGUGCGGCGUGGCCCCCGUGGCGUUCAGCCUGCUGUCGUCGGGGAACGUGAUGCUCGUCACCUUCACGUCCAACGACGUCCAGAACGAGCCCGGGUUCAACGCCAAGUUCCUGCAGAUCGACAAACCCGUCUUCGGGGCCGUGACCCUGCAAGCGAGGGAGAAGGUGACCCAGAACUUCACGUCGCCAGCCUACCCCACGUACUACCCCCCCAACACGGACACCAGCUGGGUCAUCCAGACCGACGCCAACAAGCAGGUUCGUGUGACCUUCACAAGGUUCAAGAUGCGGGAGCCGGGCAUCCAGGAGUCCAACUGCCUCAAGGACUACAUGGAGGUCAACAAGAAGAGGUACUGUAGCGACCAGCCCACGUUUGUGGCCAUCAGCAGCGGUGCCUCGCUGGAGGUGAAGUUCCACUCAGACGAAUCCUACUCGGACCGCGGUUUCGUCGCCGAGUACACGGCCUACCAGCCCGACAACCCGUGUCCCGGGAUGUUCACGUGCAACUCGGGACUAUGCCUGGUGCAGAGCCGGCAGUGCGACGGUUGGAACGACUGCGGAGACCUCAGCGAUGAGAACAACUGCGAGUGCGGGGCUGACCAGUUCUCCUGCGCCAACGGCCUGUGCAAGCCCAAGAUGUGGAUGUGCGACCGCGUCAACGACUGCGGAGACUUCAGCGACGAGAAAGACUGCCGAUGCAACGCGACCGACUUCAAGUGCAACAACGGCAAGUGCGUGGCCAACACGCUCAAGUGCAACAACAAGGACGACUGCGGUGACAGCAGCGAUGAGGCCUCCUGCCCGGGCUCCGGGACGCAGCAGUGCACGGCCUUCAACUACAAGUGCAAUGAUGGGAAGUGCCCCAGCAAGCUGAACCUGGAGUGUGACGGGGAGAAGGACUGCUCCGACGGAGGGGACGAAGCCAACUGCCAGUGCGGCAACCGGCCGUACAAGCCGACGCGCAUCGUGGGCGGCAUGGACGCGGAGCUGGGCGAGUGGCCGUGGCAGGUGAGCCUCCACCUCAAGCGCCCCAACUCCGUGGCGGAGCACAGCUGCGGGGCCUCCCUCAUCUCCAACCAGUGGCUCGUGUCGGCCGCCCACUGCUUCCAGGGAAGCAACUCGCGUCCCGAAAACUGGGUGGUGAAGCUGGGCCUGCACACGCAGAGCAGGCCGUCGGCGAGCACGGUGACGGCGUCGCUGCGCCGCGUCGUGGUGCACGAGAAGUACAACGACAACAACUACGACCACGACAUCGCCGUGCUCGAGCUCGAGCAGCCAAUCACCUUCAGCGACGUCGUGCGCCCAAUCUGCCUGCCGGCCGCCACCCACGUCUUCCCCGUGGGGAAGGAGUGCUGGAUCACCGGCUGGGGGGCCAUCACGCAGGGCGGCUCCGGCUCGAACGUGCUGCAGAAGGCCGAGGUGAAGCUCAUCAACCAGACGGUGUGUAACGGGCUGCUGGACGGCAGCAUCACGGCACGCAUGCUGUGCGCCGGAUUCCUCACGGGCGGCAUCGACGCCUGCCAGGGCGACUCCGGCGGCCCCCUCACCUGCAUGGAGAACAACGGCAAGUGGUUCCUGACAGGCGUGGUGAGCUGGGGCGAGGGCUGCGCCCAGCGCAACAAGCCGGGCGUCUACUCGCGCGUCACCGUCUUCCGCUCGUGGCUCAAGGAGAAGACCGGCAUCUAAGCCGGGCCCGGCAAACUGAGGGAGGGGAGCGGCGGCUGGGGGGGACGCGUUCCCCCCCCGGCCAUGCCGGUGUUGGCACGGCAAUGCCACGUCAGUCUCCGCCUAGGGCCCUGCUGGGUUCUCGCUUGGCCCUACUGGGCCACGCUUGGCCCUGCUGGGCCACGCUUGGCCCUGCUGGGCCACGCUUGGCCCUGCUGGGCCACGCUUGGCCCUGCUGGGCCACGCUUGGCCCUGCUGGGCCACGCUUGGCCCUGCUGGGCCACGCUUGGCCCUGCUGGGUUCCCGCUUGGCCCUGCUGGGCCCUGCUUGUCCCUGCUGGGUUCCCGCUUGGCCCUGCUGGGCCACGCUUGGCCCUGCUGGGCCACGCUUGGCCCUGCUGGGUUCCCGCUUGGCCCUGCUGGGCCACGCUUGGUCCCGCUGGGCCCUGCUUGGCUCUACUGGUCCCUACUGGGCCCUGCUGGGCCCCGCUUGGCCCUACUGGGCCACGCUUGGCCCCGCUGGGCCCCGCUGGGCUCUACUGGUCCCGACUGGGCCCCGCUUUGCCCCGCUGCUGGGCCCCGCUGAGUGCCGCUUGGCCCCGCUGGGCCCCGCUGGGCGCUGCUGGGCGCCCAGCUGGGCCCUGCUUGUCCCCGUUUGGUGUAGACACAAACAUGCGUAGACACACACAUGUGUAGACACGCAUGUGUAGACACACACAUGCGUGUCUACACCGGGCCACACCGGGAACCCAAUUAACACCCCCCCGCCCAUCCCUCCCCCACCCCACCCCCUCAUUGAUUAGUGAAAUUAACGCGUUUUGUUUUUGGGAAUGUGAUUCGAUUCGAGAGUCGAUGUUUUAUUUGGGUCUAAUUCUCUACCGUUCGGCCUGCGCGCGUUGUACAAUUUUAGAGUUUAGUUCGCGUCCCCCUGCCCCCCCCCUCCGGCCCCCUCCCCCCCCCCCCCCCCCACUUUGUAUCCGAUAGCUUGUCGAUGUGACCCGGUGGUCUCGUUGGCAAACUUUUUAAUCUCGGUUGUUCGCUAAGCGCGGUCGCGAUCCCACCCCACCUCCACCACCUCCACCAGUAUCACCGCCACCUCCAUCACCACCUCAACCACCACCUCCACCACCUCCACCAUCACCACCUCAACCACCA